CGAAUGGAUCUUUUCUAAGCGAGCCUUCCAAUCGCAUGAUCUCCCGUCCGAAGGAAAAGGCACGCUCCCAAAAUGCAGAUCCGCGCUUCAAGUCCAAGUGGCGUAGUAUGAAACUGAUUGCUGACGAGACUAGUGCGUAAUGUAAGCUUAAUUUAGCCGGACGUUGGACCUCAUCUUUCCAUCAUCUAUCAUUCCAGUUGUUUGCUUCACCUGGUUACACAGUCCAUUGCUUUUAUACUCGCUCUCAUAUCUACCCUGCGACUCGCGUUGGUGAUGAUCCCAAUCCUUGCAUGACCGUCUAUCCUUACCCGCGAAGAUGAUUUCAUUAUUUCAGGCCCUCCCGUCUCUCUCCGCGUCAACUGUUUCAACUGUCGUCAUCCUCCUUCUUGUCAGUUCAUACACAAUUUGGGCAUCAAGGGGCUUCCGCUUCAGUUCUAAAAGCCCUAAACGAUUGAGAGAAGGGUACCCGAUUUUUGGAGCUCUCCGUUUCUUCACUGCGAGAUGGGACUUUUUCCAACAGGCUCGAGCACAGACUCCAACAGGAAACUUUACCUUUUUUGUAGGCAAGCACCCCGUGAUUGGAUUAACGGGUGAAAAGCCACGACAAGCAUUCUUCCAGAGUCGGGAUUUGGAUUUUACUGAAGGAUAUGCUGUGCUUUUUGGACAAUCGCCGGCUGAUGCCAAGAAAGCAGACGAUGUUCAUGUGCCUGAUGAAGAUUCAAACUUUACGGGACCGGGAGGAUUCUUCAACAAGCGCAUGACCCACAUGAUCUCAAGCGCUAGUUUUGGAAGAAAUCUUCCAAAGUUACUCAAAGAUGUCCGAGGUCGUCUUGAUGACCUCAAGAAUGAUCCUACUGGGUUGACCGACCCAUUUAAAAGUAUCUACAUGACCAUUUACCAACUCACCAUGAGAAUGGUAGGUUGUGAUGACAUCGCCGAUGAUCCAGAACUGCUCAUGAAGACACUUCAAUAUUACGAGAAGAUUGAUGGAAGUGCAACCCCAAUUGCAGUCAUGUAUCCAUGGUUUCCCUCACCAGCAGUGGUCAAGCGCACAUACGCAGCCGGUCAGCUCUACAUGAUCGUGAACAAGAUCGUCGAAGACAGGGCAAAGACUGGAAAGAAGAGGGAUGACCCACUUCAGUACCUGAUUGAACAAGGAGAUAGCAUGUAUCGGAUCAUCGAGUUCAUCAUCGGUGCUCUCUUUGCUGGUCUUCUCAACAGCGGUAUCAACACAGCAUGGGUCCUGACUUACCUUGCUAAUGAUGCUCACUGGCGGUCCGAAGUCCGGAAAGAAGUCGAAAGCGUAGCUGCAAAAUACAGCACGAACAGAGAUGCUCCGCUCAUCGACCAAUUAGCCGAAGUUCCAUUUCCAGCCUGGGAAUCGGAAUUCCCACUGAUAGAUUUCUGUCUUAAAGACAGUAUCAGAAUACAAGCUCUAGGAACUGCGUUCAGGAAAAACGUCACGAAUAAGAGUAUUCCGAUUGGAACUGGUGAUGAAGUUAUUGAUCCGGGUGCGAUUGUCACAUAUCAUUUGGGUGAUGUGCAUCUUGAUCCGGAGAUCUAUCCAAAUCCCAAGCAAUGGGAUCCGUCGAGAUAUCUCCCUGAGAAAGCGGAGGAUAAGAAGAAGCCUUUUGGGUACCUGGGUUGGGGAGUGGGGAGGCAUCCUUGUCUGGGUAUGAGAUUUGCCAAGCUAGAAAACAACGUAAUCAUCGCGAUGUUCACAGCAAUGUUCGACUACGAGCUCGCAGACAAAGCUGGGAAGCCUGUCCAAGGGACACCGGAGGUAGAUUUCAAUGGCAAAUCAGCGAUGAAGCCACGCGUUCGCCCUUAUGUCAAAUACACAAGUCGAGAUUGAGAAAAAAUAGGUGGAUUCUUGUUGGCGUUGGGGUACGUAGAUUUAGUGUUUGGCUUACAACGACCGGACUUGUCGGAAGACUACUCUUUGGUAAAGGUCUGGUGGAUUUAUGUUUUGAUAAUGUACUUCUUAAGGGCCGCUUCCUAAUUCAGCUCUUUGCAUGUAUUCGCAGCUUCUUAUUGGAGAUGGCUCUGCGUUCACGUGGGCGGCUGUUUAAGGUAGCUGCAGACGGUCUCUAGCCUUUCCUAACUUCACAACACUCAAUCUACUCUUGAAC
This is a messenger RNA of Mollisia scopiformis, 2132 nucleotides long. Its product is annotated as cytochrome P450. The record is from RefSeq and is a predicted model, not a curated record. Gene Ontology annotation, molecular function: monooxygenase activity; iron ion binding; oxidoreductase activity, acting on paired donors, with incorporation or reduction of molecular oxygen. Lineage: Eukaryota; Fungi; Ascomycota; Leotiomycetes; Helotiales; Mollisiaceae. The coding region runs from base 317 to 1855 and encodes 512 amino acids. The transcript has 5 exons.